UGGGCAGGAGAUGCCUUCCCUCCCAGCAGCCAGCCCAGCUGCCAACUCCAGCCCACCACCCUGCACCAGGGCUGCUUCCCUUAGAGCUUCCCAGGACCUCCAGCCCAGCACCAAGCCUGGAUGCCAUCCCCUGGGAGAAGCUGUGCCCACGGGAGGGGGAUCUGAAACCUGAGGUGACAGCAUGGUUCUGCAGGAGUCAUCACUCAAAGCCUGGCAGUGCCCAAAUCCUGCCAAGAUUAAUCCUGGAUUGGAGUAGGACAGACCUGGAACCACCUGGGAUGUCUUCUUCACUGGCACAGAGAGAUGAGCCGGCAGGGGCAGGCGCUGCCAGGGCAGGAUGAGCACCAGGAGACACCACGGAGACACCACGGGGACAGCACAGCACACACCCAGCCUUGCUGGCACCACCUGGGCAGGCAGUGCAGCAGCACAGUGGCACAGGCGUCCGGGGCAAACCUCUGGCUCCAGCUGCCCUGCUGGGAAGCCCGAAGGUGGCAGCAUAUGGCAGCUCCGGAAACAGCCUGGCACAGAGCAGGGAGCCCUGGCUGGAGCAGCCGCUUGGGCUGCCAGGACCGUCGGUGCCCGCGGCGAGGACGGAGGGGCAGUGUGGGCACGCAGCAGGCAGGCUGAGUCGUGUUUCAACAGGACCCCUCCCCCCAGGCAGCCCCAAAAUCGCAUCCCUGGAGGCAUCCGAGGUCAGACUCGCCACGGCGCUGGGCAGCCUGCGCUAGCCGGAGGUGUCCCUGCCGGCCGGAGGGGACAAGAUGACCUUCGAGGGUCCCUUCCGACGCGAUGCGGUCUGUGCCUCUGUGCUUCUGCAGCCGGUGACAUCUCUGCUCUGGUGACCUCUCGGCUGCCUCCUGCCAGCCGCAGCCGGCCAGCCCCGCGGGACGUGGGGAGCCCGCGGAACCGCCCCUGGCUCCUCCUCCCGGCUCCUCAGAUCUCCUCCGCGCUCCGUCCCCUCCGAGCAUCCCUCUGCUCCUCUCCCUCGCUCCCGCUCACCUCUCCUGCUCCUUGUCCCUUCUGCCUUUCCCUUCUCUGAGCUUACUCCUUCCUCCUCCCCUGCUCUCCCCCAGCCCCUUUCCUCCACACCCUGAGGAAUCAAUUCACCACUGAAGACUUCCAAGCUGUGGUGGGACAGGGACCAGGACCUCCCACGCUAGAACCAGGAUCCCCAAAACAGACCAAAGACCUUUACACGGAGCCAGGACCCCCACGCUGUGGCCAGGAGCCCACGCCAGAGCCAGGAGCCCACAUCAGAACCAGGACCCCCACGCUGCGGCCAGGAGCCCACGCCAGAGCCAGGAGCCCACAUCAGAGCCAGGAGCCCACAUCAGAACCAGGAGCUGGCAUCAGAGCCAGGAUUCCACAUCAGAGCCAGGAGCCCACAUCAGAACCAGGACCUCCACACCAGAGCCAGGAUCCCACACCAGAGUCAGGUUCUCCACUCCAGAGUCAGGAGCUCCACAUCAGAGCCAGGACCUCCACUCCAGAGCCAGAAUCCCACACCAGAGCCAGGACCAACACUCCAGAGCCAGGACCUCCACUCCAGAGCCAGGAUCUCCACUCCAGAGCCAGGACCUCCACUCCAGAGCCAGGACCUCCACUCCAGAGCCAGGACCUCCAGGCUGCACCCGAGACCCCCAAGCUGAGCAAUGCCUCUCCAGAUCUUCUGCACCAUCUCCUUCUCCAGCGAGGAAGGACCAAGAGAUGCUGCAGCCACUGAGAGGGGAGAGGACACAACAGAGGAGUUCCUGUACGGGCAGGAGGAGGAUGAAGAGAAGGAGGAAGAGGUCCCAGGCGCAGCCCCAGAUUUGGUGACCUUCGCCAGCAGCUGCACCCUGCACGGACUGAGCCACAUCUUCGUGGAGGGCAGCCUGGGUGCCCGGCAGGCUCUGUGGGCUGUGGCCUUCCUCCUCUCCCUCUCCCUCUUCCUCUCCCAGGUGGCUGACCGCAUCGCCUACUACCUGCAGUACCACCACGUCACGCUGCUCCGAGAGGAGGACAGCCCCGAGAUGCUCUUCCCUGCCGUCACCUUCUGCAACAUCAACCGGGCUCGGCUCUCGCAGCUCAGCCAACAGGACCUCCUCUACCUGGCCCCCCUGGUGGACUACGAGUCCGGGAUGGAGCUGGGCUUCACCCCGGCCCAGCCUGGCCCCAGGGACCAGGAGGAACCCCUCAAUCUCUGGGGGUUCUUUAACCGCACUUGCCACCAGCUGGAGGACAUGCUGCUGAGCUGCAGCUACCGCGGCCAGCAGUGUGGCCCCGGCGACUUCGCGGCGGUCUUCACCCGCUACGGGAAGUGCUACACCUUCAACGCGGGCCAGGACGGGAAGCCGAGGCUCAUCAGCAUGAAGGGGGGCACAGGCAACGGCCUGGAGAUCAUGCUGGACAUCCAGCAGGACGAGUACCUGCCGGUCUGGGGGGAAACAGACGAGACCUCAUUUGAAGCUGGCAUCAAGGUGCAGAUCCACAGCCAGGACGAGCCCCCUCUGAUCGACCAGCUGGGCUUCGGGGUGGCUCCUGGCUUCCAGACCUUCGUGUCCUGCCAGGAGCAGAGGCUCAUCUACCUGCCACCUCCCUGGGGCGACUGCAAGGCCGUGGUGGGCGACUCGGAGUUCUAUGACACCUACAGCAUCACCGCCUGCCGCAUCGACUGCGAGACUCGCUACCUGGUGGAGAACUGCAACUGCCGCAUGGUCCACAUGCCAGGAGAUGCCCCUUACUGCACCCCGGAGCAGUACAAGGAGUGCGCAGAUCCGGCCCUAGAUUUCCUGGUGGAGAAGGACAAUGAGUACUGUGUCUGCGAGAUGCCCUGCAACGUCACUCGCUACGGCAAGGAGCUCUCCAUGGUGAAGAUCCCCAGCAAAGCCUCUGCCAAGUACCUGGCCAAGAAGUACAACAAGUCAGAGCAGUACAUCGGGGAGAACAUCCUGGUGCUGGAUAUCUUCUUUGAAGCCCUGAACUAUGAGACAAUCGAGCAGAAGAAGGCAUAUGAGGUGGCUGGCUUGCUGGGUGACAUCGGAGGGCAGAUGGGGCUGUUCAUUGGGGCCAGCAUCCUGACAGUAUUGGAGCUCUUCGACUAUGCCUACGAGGUGAUAAAGCACAGACUGUGCCGGGGGGCCAAGUGCCACAAGACCCACAAGAGGAACAACACGGACAAGGGCGUCACGCUCAGCAUGGACGACGUCAAGCGCCACAAUCCCUGCGAGAGCCUGCGGGGGCACCCAGCUGGCAUGACCUACGCUGCCAACAUCCUACCUCACCACCCGGCCCGGGGCACCUUUGAGGACUUCACCUGCUAACCGACGUCUGGAUGUAGACCCUGAGCUACCAAAGCCCUCCGGAGAGCUUCCCUUCUCCCUGCCGGCGCCAGCGGAGGUACAGCUAAGGGGACCUUGCUCCUCGCCACGGCGGGACACGGACACGAGCGACAGCCUCGGGAGCAGGUGGUGGGGUCGGGUCACGGCUGGAACCCUCCUACCGGCAGCUGCUCCACGCCUGCCCUGCUCGUCCAGAGACUCGAGGAGGCUCCAGCCCCCGCGGCGUGGGGGACGACACGCACAGUGGGCAAGGGGCACGGGGCCUGCCCCCCUCUCCUGCCCUCGCCUCCCCUCGGCCUUUUUAACUCGAAACCCAGAAGCCAAGAAGCAGCCAAACGGCCGCGGAGUCCCCACCCACAGCCCUGUCCGUCUGUCCGUCCAUUGUCUCCAUGCUCAUCCCGCUCCAGCCCCACCCUGGCCGCUGCGGGGUGCCCGCAGGAGGCAUCACUCGGGAGCCCCACGGUGUGCCCGCAGGAGGCAUCACUCGGGAGCCCCACGGUGUGCCCGCAGGAGGCAUCGGUCAGGAGCCCCACGGUGUGCCCGCAGGAGGCAUCACUCGGGAGCCCCACGGUGUGCCCGCAGGAGGCAUCACUCGGGAGCCCCACGGUGUGCCCGCAGGAGGCAUCAGUCAGGAGCCCCACGGUGUGCCCGCAGGAGGCACCGGUCAGGAGCCCCACGGUGUGCCCGCAGGAGGCAUCACUCGGGAGCCCCACGGUGUGCCCGCAGGAGGCAUCGGUCAGGAGCCCCACGGUGUGCCCGCAGGAGGCAUCAGUCGGGAGCCCCACGGUGUGCCCGCAGGAGGCAUCUCUCGGGAGCCCCACGGUGUGCCCGCAGGAGGCAUCAGUCAGGAGCCCCACGGUGUGCCCGCAGGAGGCACCGGUCAGGAGCCCCACGGUGUGCCCGCAGGAGGCAUCACUCGGGAGCCCCACGGUGUGCCCGCAGGAGGCAUCUGUCUGGAGCCCCACGGUGUGCCCGCAGGAGGCAUCACUCGGGAGCCCCACGGUGUGCCCGCAGGAGGCAUCACUCGGGAGCCCCACGGUGUGCCCGCAGGAGGCAUCGGUCAGGAGCCCCACGGUGUGCCCGCAGGAGGCAUCGGUCAGGAGCCCCACGGUGUGCCCGCAGGAGGCAUCGCUCGGGAGCCCCACGGUGUGCCCGCAGGAGGCAUCACUCGGGAGCCCCACGGGGUGCCCGGCAGGAGGCAUCACUCGGGAGCCCCACGGUGUGCCCGCAGGAGGCAUCGCUCGGGAGCCCCACGGUGUGCCCGCAGGAGGCACCGGUCAGGAGCCCCACGGUGUGCCCGCAGGAGGCAUCACUCGGGAGCCCCACGGUGUGCCCGCAGGCAGGGCAGUGGGGCUGGCAGUCCUGGGGGAGCCUCUCUGUCCCCUGGGCACUCCAUGGGCACGAAGUUGAGGCACUGCCACCUCUCCAAAACGUCUUCCUCGUCAGCCUAGCCCGGUGACAGCGGCAGCAGGGCACCAAGCUGGCCACAGGCUGGCCACAGGCUGGCCACAGGCACCGGGGGGGGGGCAGGAUUUGGCCAGGGGUUGUCACCUUGGCACUGAAGACCUCACUGCCCAGGCACGCUGCCUUGGCCACAUCAGGUUGGGCAACGAUGUGGUCUCCCUACCCAUCCCAUCUGGGCACCACACAGCCUGGCCAGUGCCAGCCCUGCCCCACAAGUCCCUCUCCUGUAGCCGGGGAGCCCUGGGGCUACCCCAUGCAGCCCCCCCCCCCCCCCAAAACCAGCUGUCCUUGGGGAGAGAGAUGGAAAGAAGACUCCAGGGCCCCAUUUUGGCUGCAGCUACCAGCCUGGCUCAGCCAGGGGCACCACAAGGGGCAGCCCCAUGGCACCACUCUGGCAGGGGGUGGGGGGGAAGGGCAUGGGAUCCCCAACACCAAGAGAGUUCACAGGUUGAGGGACACCCCAUGGCACAGGGUGCUCUGCUCCACGGGACCACAGGGUCCCACCCCACUGAGCCUCCCACCCGCAGCUGUCCACGGGCACCACAAGCCCUGGGCACCUUUGGGGCAGCCUCUGGUUUGCCACCUGGGGACUGCCACUGCUCCUCCCGUCGUUGCCCUCUCCCUGGCACACAGAGACCUGCCCUGGCAGCCAGGAGCUGGCUGGCACUGGCCGAGUCUCUGCUGCCCGGGCUCACAAGCACUGCAUUUUCACUCUGGGGUCAGUGGAAACUGUGCCCCCUCGGCCCCUGCCAGCCCCCCCCCAGGCCACCCUCGGUCACAGCCAGAGCCCUGCGGGACCAAAGUGCUCCUUAACCUCCGGAGCUCUGCAGUGAGGCUGUCGGACAGCGCCGGCUGGGAGCUGCAGCUCCGGGGGUUGUGGUUGUUGUUGUCACCAUGAUGAUGAUGAUGAUGAUGAUGAUGAUGAUGAUUGUUA
Messenger RNA from Pogoniulus pusillus (Red-fronted tinkerbird), 5721 nucleotides. RefSeq names its product acid sensing ion channel subunit 1 (gene ASIC1). The record is from RefSeq and is a predicted model, not a curated record. Lineage: Eukaryota; Metazoa; Chordata; Aves; Piciformes; Lybiidae. Bases 1656 to 3305 code for a protein of 549 amino acids. The transcript has 10 exons. Gene Ontology annotation, molecular function: ligand-gated sodium channel activity. Gene Ontology annotation, biological process: sodium ion transmembrane transport. Gene Ontology annotation, cellular component: plasma membrane.